Messenger RNA from Colletotrichum abscissum, 2463 nucleotides. RefSeq lists its product as uncharacterized. The record is from RefSeq and is a predicted model, not a curated record. Bases 1 to 2463 code for a protein of 820 amino acids. The transcript has 2 exons. Lineage: Eukaryota; Fungi; Ascomycota; Sordariomycetes; Glomerellales; Glomerellaceae. Gene Ontology annotation, biological process: carbohydrate metabolic process.
AUGAAGUCCACAACACCGCCCGCGAAAUGGGCAUCCCUUGUCUCGAUGAUGGCGCCGCGCAUGAUUCUGGCGGCACUGCAGCCUCCGUUCAUCGAUCCGAAUAGUCUCCCUGACACGCCGGUCUUUAGGGGACCUUGGGAAAGAUAUAUAAAAGCACCAGCAGACAAGACCUAUAUCGUUCCGCAUCGCAUAUGGGACGUGGAAGGGAACAUCACGACGUCGGGUCUGGAGGCCGUGGAGGUCGGCGUCGAAGCGGGACGUACGUUCCACCACGGCAUCACUAUUGGGCCUGGCGGGAUGUUGACGCUGGAGUUUGAGGAGAACAUUGCUGGACGUGUAUGCUUCGAUGUAUCGUCCACCGGAAACGACCCCGAGAUCUCCCUAGCGUACUCCGAGUCCUCAUUAUAUGCCGGACCGCAGCCGGACACCACGACCGAGAAGUUAGACCGAGACCUGCCAUUACACUUUGAAUUUGACGACAGGACCGGCACAGUCUGCGUUGGCAAGGACUUUAUUCGCGGCGGCUUCAAGUACCUCACGUUGACGAUGCCGGAAUACCCUGUUCUGACAGACGAUCGCUUCGUGGAGGUACCCCGGCCUCAAGGUCAGGCAGUAUUAGAAGAGGACGAGAAACAAGUACCACUCGAAGGAGCUGCCGACAGAGACCCGUACAAGAAGCCUUGGGUUACGCUUAAGGGCCUCUGGGUAAACUGCACCGCCUUUCCCUCGCAGUCCAACGGUCGUGCGUAUUCGGGCUACUUCCACAGCUCGAGCGACAUGCUCAAUCGCAUCUGGUACGCCGGCGCAUACACUCUCCAGCUCUCGACAAUCGACCCUCGAGAAGGCUCGGCCAUCAUCGACUACAACCGCGACUGGGACCAUAACGAGUCGCCGACGGGUUCUUGGUACUCCAACUUCACUAUCGCAAACGGCACGGCUGUCACGACCGAUGGCGCAAAGCGUGAUCGCGUCGUUUGGCCCGGCGACAUGUUUAUUGCGGUACCUGGUAUCGCCGUCAGCACAUAUGACAUGGUAGCUGUCCGCAAUGCCCUCAACGUACUUUUCGAUCAUCAGUACGCGGAUGGAUCAUUGCCAUGGGCCGGCCCGCCGUUGGGCCUCCACGGCGAGUUCAGUGAUACAUAUCACUUGCACACUCUGCUGGGCGCCUACAACUACGUCAAGUACUCUGGAGACUUAGAUUGGCUGGCAGAACGAUGGCCGGCCUAUGUCAAGGCUCUCAACGUCAGCAUCGACAAGGUGGACCACACCGGCCUCCUCCACGUCACCAGCGCCGCAGACUGGCUGCGCCCAGGGAUGACAGGCCACAACCUCGAAGCCAGCGCGAUCCUGAGCGCCGUUUUGGAAAAGAGCAUCAAGCUAGCAGGGUGGCUCCACGACGACAGCCCUGCGGCACGUCCGCGAGGGGUUUGGUCGGGCGUGCGCCGCGCUCUCAACGCCGGCAUUCAGCAACUCUACUGCGGAGACACCGGUCUGUACUCGGACAAUAUCGGCCGGCGCAGCUGUCGCGGCCCCGAGCACACCGACCCCCAAGACGGCAACAGCUGGGCCCUCAUCUCCGGUGCCACGCCGCGCUCCCGACGUGCGGUCGUCUCCGAGAGACUUCGAUCCCGCUGGGGCAAGUACGGCGCUCCCGCGGUUGAAUUCCCCAACGUCAUCUCGCCCUUUGUCUCCUCCUUUGAGCUCCUCGCCCACGCUGCGGCUGACGAGCACGACUCCGCCGUCGAGCUGAUGCUCCUCGAGUGGUCCUACCUCCUCGACGGGCCGGGCUUCACGAACAGCACGCUGGUUGAGGGCUUCAUGGUCGACGGCGGCCUACAGUACCCGGCCUACCGGUCCGCAGCCCGCAACUCCCACUGUCACGGCUGGUCCUCAGGUCCCACGAGCGCCCUUACCUCGGAGAUCCUGGGGAUCCAGCUCCUUGCCCCUGCCGGUGCAGAGUGGACCGUCCGCCCGCACCUUACAAAGUGGCUCAGCUUCGCGAGAGGAGGGUUCGCGACAGCCCAGGGCGUCUUUGAAGUCAAGCUUACCCGUGUUGUCACGUCGACAUCCUCCGCGGCAACGAACCAGCAGAAGCGGCGGAGAGGUCAGAUCGUUGAGAUUACCGCCCCGGGGUUCACCAGCGGGACGUUCGAGUGGGGUUCUGCCUCGCUCAAGAUUGACGUUGAGGGCGGCAAGACGAUGGCCUGGAUCGCGUGGGAAGACGACGGGUCGGGCGCGGUCGUGGAGCAGCUCGACGUGGCGUUAGGCAGGAUCGAGGCGUCUAGUGAAGAUGAAUGGCACCGUCAGAGCUUCAUUUACCGCGACGAUGUCCGGUUGGUCUUUGAUGAAGCGUGGGCGCCGCCGCAGAUGGUUGAGAGGGAGGCCGGAGUGGUUGACUGGGAUGCGCUGGAAGCAAACUACGUCACGUCCCUGCGCGAGAUGUCGCGAGAUGGGGGUUCAUGA